This is a messenger RNA of Dinoponera quadriceps, 655 nucleotides long. RefSeq lists its product as uncharacterized. NCBI's taxonomy places the organism in Eukaryota, Metazoa, Arthropoda, Insecta, Hymenoptera, Formicidae. The transcript has 3 exons. The coding region runs from base 1 to 318 and encodes 105 amino acids. The record is from RefSeq and is a predicted model, not a curated record.
AUGACCGUGUUUUCUGAUACCUACACAAAAAAUUUUUCAGUCCACGUUUUCAGUUCAAGUCUCAGUCUUAGUUCCCAGUUCUCAGUUCCCAGUUCUCAGUUCUUCUUAGUCAGUCUUAGUUCAGUCUUCAGCAGUCCAGGUCUUAGUCUAGUCAACAGUUUUAGUCUAGUCCAGGCUUCGUCUUCGUCUUCAUUCGUCCUCGUCAGUCUAUUGAUUCAUCUAAAUUGUAAAGAGAUUAAGUUCUUUGACCUAAAUAAAGGACUACCUAACGUAUGUUCUGUGAUCGGAGUAAAUGGGCCUCUCCAGUCCUUGAUCUGAUCUGUAGACCUACCAGUACGUUUAGGACUCGCCAGGGCGUGAGUAAACAAUUUUGUUGCGUCCGUCCUCUUCCAGGACGUAACAAAAAACAAUGCUGUAUUUGGUAGCCUGUAAUUUGAUUAGCUCGUGAUUAGCAAGACGUCAAACGCUUCGGAAUAGUUUAGAGAUACUAUCGUAGGGAGAGGGGCAGACUCUAAUGUAAGAAGGACAUAGUCCGAAAUGCAGAAAACAUGUGGUCGUGCUAUGAAAUGUAUGCAAGUUUUUUUGGAAUAUAAAUAAAAAACAUUUAUUUUUAUUGACAAGUUUAUCUUGUUUUCACAUUUCACAUAUACGUGGG